AUGUCGACGGCAAACGUGAAAGAAAGAGAAAAAGGAGGAAAUGGUAAGCUGACUCGUUUACAAGUUGUUGUUUUCUUUUGUGUAACGCUUUCGGUUACUGUUCCGAGGCGCCCUGAUUUAUUCUCGUACCUUAGUGACAAAUUUACGUUUAUGACCAAAGUAGCAAAAUGUGGAAUUGAAUUGCUCUUACGCCCUCAACUAUUAUACUAA
Molecule: messenger RNA, 210 nt
Organism: Clunio marinus
Lineage: Eukaryota; Metazoa; Arthropoda; Insecta; Diptera; Chironomidae
Source: the annotation of a GenBank genome assembly